CCGCCAUUUUGAGAUUUACCUCAGACUCAACACAUCACAAGCCACGGGAGGAGCGGGUUGUGAGCCGCACAGCUCAGGCCGACGUUGCAUGACCGCACACAUUCCUCAUAAGAACCGAGAGGUUAGUUAAAAAUGCAGCGAGGUGCCGCGUUCUGUUGUUCAUGGUGUUAGGGGCGGUUUGGGGUGAAUUGUUAUAUGUCGGGCCGUGGCAACGGUUGUAUCCGUGAACUUCCAAAUUUAACAGUGGAAACUGGUUUGAAUGGAUAGCUUUUUCCUCCGCUCUCCCCCAGACGAGGGACAAUCGGAGGAGCACACAGACUGGGGAUAUCGCAGGCAAAGUUGUUAAAUGUGUCCAUAGCAAAUGCACCUUUGUUUUCAUUUUCUGCAUCUUAUCUCCAUUUGGCUGCCUAGUGUCAGGUAGCUUAACGCUAGCUAGACACGGGGUAUUUGUUUCUCAAAGUGCAGGUCGUGCUGCGAGUUCCCUUAUUGCCCCUCAUUUCCCGGGGUAAAACCGGAGUGAUUUAGUUCUUUUCAGUGGGCCUCCGUUUUCGGAGCCCAAGUCCAUCAUUCCCAAGCCCCCGCCGUCAGACAGCGACUUGCACCCACCAAAGGCGCCGAGAUUGGGCGAAUAGCGAGCAAAUACGUCCGCGUUUCUCUACCCGCUCCCCCGCCGACCUCCCCUCCUCACUCCCCGGCGUUGACAGCGGACAAGGCCGAGGUCGUAACAGAGCAGGCCCGGCCGCCAAGGCUCGACCUGUCUACCCCACCUCCGCAUCCCACCACACCUCACCAGCAGUCCAGAACCCGGUUCCCCGCAGAACCGAACCUGGACAAGGUCGAGGGCAACAAAGAUAGCCGGGAGCACCGCAUCUCAACCACAACAACAGUUGCCAACAUGAACCACCAUCACCACACGCAGCAGCAGCAGCAACAGAAAGCCGGCGAGCAGCAGCUCAGUGAACCAGAGGACAUGGAGAUGGAAGCCGGGGACACAGAUGACCCUCCAAGAAUCCCGGCCAACCCAGUGAUCAAUGGUAACGUGGCCAUGGCAGAUGGACACAACAAUACAGAGGAGGACAUGGAGGAUGACACCAGUUGGCGAUCAGAAGCGACUUUCCGGUUUGUCGUGGAGCGCUUCAGCCGCCUGAGUGAGUCUGUUCUAAGCCCGUCCUGCUUUGUCCGGAACCUCCCCUGGAAGAUUAUGGUGAUGCCACGGUUCUACCCCGACCGGCCUCACCAGAAGAGCGUGGGCUUCUUCCUGCAGUGUAAUGCAGAGUCAGACUCCACGUCAUGGUCUUGCCACGCGCAAGCCAUGCUGAAGAUUAUAAAUUACAAAGACGAUGAGAAGUCGUUCAGCCGCAGGAUCAGUCACUUGUUCUUCCACAAAGAGAAUGACUGGGGCUUCUCCAACUUCAUGUCCUGGAGUGAUGUGACUGAUCCAGAGAGGGGCUUCAUCGAUGAAGACAAAGUCACAUUUGAAGUCUACGUCCAGGCAGAUGCCCCACAUGGAGUGGCCUGGGACUCAAAGAAACACACAGGCUACGUUGGAUUGAAGAACCAGGGAGCAACUUGCUACAUGAAUAGUCUGUUACAGACACUCUUCUUCACCAACCAGCUACGACGGGCGGUGUACAUGAUGCCUACAGAAGGAGACGACUCGUCCAAGAGCGUUCCCCUGGCUCUGCAGAGGGUUUUCUAUGAACUGCAACACAGUGACAAACCAGUUGGCACCAAAAAACUGACAAAGUCUUUUGGGUGGGAAACACUAGAUAGCUUCAUGCAACAUGAUGUACAGGAGCUGUGCAGAGUGCUCCUGGACAAUGUGGAGAACAAAAUGAAAGGCACUUGUGUUGAGGGAACCAUUCCUAAGCUUUUUAGAGGAAAGAUGGUGUCAUAUAUCCAGUGUAAGCAUGUGGACUACCGGUCUGAGCGGAUAGAGGACUACUAUGACAUUCAGCUUAGCAUAAAAGGAAAGAAGAACAUCUUUGAAUCAUUCAAAGAUUACGUUGCAACUGAACAGUUAGAUGGAGACAACAAAUACGAUGCAGGAGAGCACGGACUUCAGGAAGCAGAAAAGGGAGUGAAGUUCCUUACCUUCCCUCCUAUCCUUCAUCUGCAGCUGAUGAGGUUCAUGUAUGACCCACAGACUGACCAAAAUAUCAAGAUUAAUGACAGGUUUGAGUUUCCAGACCAGUUACCGCUGGAUGAGUUCCUUCAGAAGCCCGACUCCAAGGACCCAGCAAACUACAUCCUCCACGCAGUGUUGGUGCACAGCGGGGACAACCAUGGCGGUCACUACGUCGUCUAUCUUAACCCCAAGGGAGACGGCAAAGUGAGUGUCAAGGAACCAAUAUGGUGUAAGUUUGAUGAUGACGUAGUGUCACGUUGCACCAAGGAGGAGGCUAUAGAACACAACUAUGGUGGGCAUGAUGAUGACCUCUCAGUCCGCCACUGCACCAACGCAUACAUGUUGGUUUACAUCCGCGAGUCCAAGCUUAGUGAGGUGCUCCAGCCAAUGACUGACGUGGACAUCCCCCAGCAACUGGUGGAGCGAUUGCAGGAGGAGAAGAGGGUGGAGGCACAAAAACGGAAGGAACGCCAAGAGGCUCACCUCUACAUGCAGGUCCAGAUGGUAACGGAGGACCAGUUCUGUGGGCAUCAGGGCAACGACAUGUAUGAUGAAGAGAAAGUGAAAUACACAGUUUUCAAGGUCCUGAAGAGCUCCACGCUGCAAGAGUUUGUCCAGAACCUCUCUCAGACCAUGGUGAGAGACUCGAGUGUUGGCGAGGGUUUCCCGCAAGACCAGAUGAGACUGUGGCCCAUGCAGGCCCGUAGCAAUGGAACCAAGCGGCCCGCCAUGCUUGACUACGAGGCUGAUUGCAACAAGUCGAUGAUCGACUUGAGCGACAAUGAGAAUCCCUGGACAAUAUUUCUGGAGACGGUGGAUCCAGAGAUGGCAGCCAGUGGAGCUACGUUACCCAAAUUUGACAAAGACCAUGAUGUCAUGUUGUUCUUGAAGAUGUAUGACCCCAAAACCAGAAGCUUAAAUUAUUGUGGACAUAUCUACACACCUAUAUCCUGCAAAAUUAGAGACUUGCUGCCCGUCAUGUGUGAGAGAGCAGGGUUUCAGCAGGAAACUAGCCUUAUCCUCUAUGAGGAAGUAAAGCCCAAUCUAACAGAGCGGAUACAGGACUAUGAUGUCUCUCUGGACAAAGCCCUGGAUGAGCUCAUGGACGGAGACAUCAUUGUCUUCCAGAGGGACGACCCUGAGAAUGACAGUAGUGAGCUGCCUACAGCCAAGGACUAUUUCCGGGAUCUUUACCACCGGGUUGACGUCAUUUUCUGUGACAAGACCAUCCACAACGACCCCGGCUUCGUGGUCACGCUCUCAAACCGGAUGAACUAUUUUCAGGUGGCGAAGACAGUUGCUCAGAGGUUGAACACAGAUCCUAUGCUGCUGCAGUUCUUCAAGUCACAGGGGUACAGGGACGGUCCAGGGAAUCCUCUCAGACACAACUAUGAGGGAACACUGCGAGACCUGCUGCAAUUCUUCAAGCCUCGGCAGCCCAAGAAACUCUAUUAUCAGCAGUUAAAGAUGAAGAUUACAGACUUUGAGAACAGGAGGAGUUUUAAAUCCAUAUGGCUCAACAGCCAGUUCAGAGAGGAGGAAAUCACCCUCUACCCUGACAAGCAUGGCUGCGUGCGGGACCUUUUGGAAGAAUGUAAAAAGGCAGUGGAACUGUCUGAAAAUGGCUCUGAGAAGCUCAGGCUGUUAGAGAUAGUAAGCUAUAAAAUCAUCGGGGUUCACCAGGAGGACGAGCUGCUAGAAUGUUUAUCUCCUGCUGCCAGUCGCACCUUCAGAAUAGAGGAGAUUCCUUUGGACCAGGUGGACUUGGACAAGGACAGUGAAAUGCUAAUCCCUGUCGCACACUUCCACAAGGAAGUCUUUGGCACCUUUGGGAUUCCUUUCUUGCUCAAGAUCAGACAGGGUGAGUCAUUUCGGGAAGUGAUGAGGAGGAUCCAGACCACGCUGGACAUCCAGGAGAAAGAGUUUGAGAAGUUCAAGUUCGCGAUUGUGAUGAUGGGCCGACAUCAGUACAUCACUGAAGAUGAGUACGAGGUCAACCUGAAGGACUUUGAACCACAGCCAGGUAACAUGUCCCACCCGCGCCCCUGGCUAGGGUUGGAUCAUUUCAACAAAGCUCCAAAGAGAGGUCGCUACACCUACCUGGAGAAAGCAAUCAAGAUCCACAACUAAAGCAGCCUGCCCUUAUUCUUUGUCCCCCUCUCCUGCUCCGCCUCCCUCCCAUCCUACUUUAACAAACCAUAACCACAGACUGUAACCAACUGUGUGUGUGUUUGCGUGCAAGAGGCUGUUUGGGUGUGUGCGUGUGCUGGAAUAUGUGUGUGUGUAUUCAUCACUUUUAACACCCCACCUGGAAACCCUACAGCUCUGCACCGGCACUACGUCUUCAGUGAAUAACGGGAUGUUUCUGCAGCUGACGGAUUAUUUCUUCAACCACAAAAUAAACUGCACCAACCACCUCCUGACUGUUGAUUUUGUUGUACUUUUUUCUAUUUGUCUCCCUCUACAUUUGAGGCUGUUUGUUUUUUUUUUUCCUGGCAUUUCAGCUUGUUGACUGCCUGCUUUUUGUUGCCUGUCUGGAAGUGGGAGACAUGAAAUUGGAUUUUAAGACAAGAGAAGUGAAGAGGGAAGUGGAAUUGGGAUGGAGAUGUGUAUAGUAUUUUUUUUUUUCUGUCCUCAUCCCACCUCACUCACCAUCUUUUUUUUUUCAUGAGUUUUGGGGGUUUGUUUUAAAUAAAGUUGUUUAAAGAGGAAUCGAACGCUGUGUGCAGAGUUUAAUGAAAGGAUGUUUGAGAGCACUAAUGGAUAAAGGGGGGAGGGGGGCAAGCAAGAUGAUCGUUUUGCGCAAAAAAAAAAAAGAAAAGCUGCAAAUUGGCAUUCACUCUGAAGUUAACUAGUCGUCCCGCUGAGGUUCUUGAUAGUUUCUGCUCCGAUCUUAGUGUAUCAAAGAAAAAACAAACAGUAUUUUCAAGUUCACGCAAUUCUUUCUCCUUUAGUUUGGUUGGAAGAUUAAGUCCUUUUUUGUCUUUAUGCAGAUCUUGUACAAUAAAAAAAAUCUGCAAAACAGCAUCUGUUUAAAAAUAAACUUAAAAAAAAAGAGAUUUGUCUAUGUCAUCUUGAACAUUGAGGAUUCUCAGGACUGGCAAAUAUACAUUUUGACUUUAAGUAAACACACACACACACACCCCAACAUAACCCCCAUAACUCCUUUUUUUUUUUUUUUUCCUUGUUCUUUGGGAAGGUUUAUUUGUUCUUAGUCAUUCCUCUAAACACACUCGCGCACACAAGCUUCCAUCUUCUCUUCAGUCUGUCGCCUCCUGGUGGUUGAGAGCAGUAACUGCGCUGUGCUUGGUUAGAGCUGCAGACACUUUUAGAGCCCACAGAUUUGAGGACUGUGUAGAGCCAAAAAACCAGCAUUGUGAGAAACACUUUAAGCCCUAUGAUUUUUUUUUCUUUUAAAGCACAGAUGGAAUGCACCCCUUAUAAUGCAUAGCUGGCUCUGUAAAGACAACAUUUAAGAAUUGUAUAUUUAAAAAUAUGAACAUGUAAAAUUUAAGAAACACGCCUUUCUUCUUGGGUACAGAUGGAGCCAGGUGUUCAUACUUCUUGUGAGUAGGAUUUUUUUUUCUUUCUUUGCAUUCUUGAUGUACCAUUGACUAAAUUUUUGUUUUCUGUUACAUUUGGAUGGUUUUCUUCUUUUAAAACUAACUGCGGUGGUUUGUCUUGUUAAAAACUUAAGUACAAAGAUGACCUGCAGAAUCACAACCUUAAUUUGAUCUUUUCCAGUUUAAAAUCAUCAGUGUAGCAGCAGUGUACGACAACUAUUCCUGUAUAUUGCCUUUUUGCUGGAAAAUGUAUGUUGAAUAAAAUUUUCUAUAAAAACUAA
Messenger RNA from Melanotaenia boesemani (Boeseman's rainbowfish), 5972 nucleotides. RefSeq names its product ubiquitin specific peptidase 7 (herpes virus-associated) (gene usp7). Gene Ontology annotation, molecular function: cysteine-type endopeptidase activity; cysteine-type deubiquitinase activity; protein binding. Bases 896 to 4258 code for a protein of 1120 amino acids. Gene Ontology annotation, biological process: regulation of protein stability; protein deubiquitination. Lineage: Eukaryota; Metazoa; Chordata; Actinopteri; Atheriniformes; Melanotaeniidae. The record is from RefSeq and is a predicted model, not a curated record. The transcript has 31 exons. Gene Ontology annotation, cellular component: nucleus; cytosol.